Penicillium angulare is the source of this 690-nucleotide messenger RNA. RefSeq names its product mitochondrial 54S ribosomal protein bL28m. Gene Ontology annotation, molecular function: structural constituent of ribosome. Gene Ontology annotation, cellular component: mitochondrial large ribosomal subunit. The record is from RefSeq and is a predicted model, not a curated record. The coding region runs from base 1 to 690 and encodes 229 amino acids. NCBI's taxonomy places the organism in Eukaryota, Fungi, Ascomycota, Eurotiomycetes, Eurotiales, Aspergillaceae. The transcript has a single exon.
AUGGCAGGUUUCCAGCCGAGAGCCGCCAUGGCCGGCCACUUCUCUCUGGCCUCGGCCUUUCGCAACCUCUCCCUAUCUAUCCCGAAGCGUUCUUUCUCCACCACAUUGGCACAACAGACUACCGCACAACUUCCGGAGCAUAUCCCACCGUACCCCUUCGGUCCUCGACAAUGGUACAAGCAAGCCGACACAGGUCUUUAUGGCGGUGUCAUGAUUCGCUUCGGUAACAAGAUCUCCAAGGGUCGCAAUGAAGGCAAAACACGACGAAGCUGGAAGCCCAAUGUUCGCCGCAAAAAGAUCCGCAGCGACGCUCUGGACGAGGAACUCUUUAUCAAAGUCACACGCAAGGCUUUGCGUACAAUUCAGAAGGAGGGCGGCCUCGACAACUACCUCCUUAGCGAUCGCGUAUCCCGCAUCAGGGAGCUCGGCAUGUUCGGAUGGGAACUGCGAUGGAAGGUCAUGCAGACAUCCGUGAUCCAGGAACGAUUCCGGACAGAGCGCCUCAAGUUCGGUCUCAAGGAGCCUAAGUCUUUUGAAGAAUGGGCAAAGGACAAGGAGGAGGAAAUCAAUGCUAAAAUCGCUGAGCGACUUAACAUUGAUCAAAUUACGAAACCCCGCAAGAAGGGUAUGGCCGACCCUCAGAGACUCCAACAGCUCGCUGAGAAAUCUCAAGCCGAAGUCCAGACUUAA